This is a messenger RNA of Leptonychotes weddellii (Weddell seal), 1033 nucleotides long. Lineage: Eukaryota; Metazoa; Chordata; Mammalia; Carnivora; Phocidae. The record is from RefSeq and is a predicted model, not a curated record.
UUCUCACUCCGUGCAAGGAGGGGGAUUGCAGUCAAAUCAGGAAGGAGCUCAAAAGAGGCCACAGGAAUCUGACGGGCAGACUGGACAAACAGGCGGGGCAAAUAUCACCGGAAAGGCCAAGUGGCUUCAGGGAAGCUCUUGAGAGACCAGCCCUACCAUGGAGGGAGGACUGGGAGUCCAGCCAGUGGGAAGCCCACAGGCAUGAUGUGGCUCGAAUUAUGCUCCUAAGCGGCCAUGAGCUCAGAAGCUCUCCCAGAGGCGCCAAGGGCUGAGCGCGGCGAGACCAGAGGCGGAACAAGGAAACCCAGUCCAAAAUUUGAAAAAUAAACCAUGAAGUGCAGUGAAAAGGACUCAGCAGAUUCCAAAGAAAGUGAUUUGGCGAGAAAGAAACUGGACUGGUCCUGCUCGCUCAUCGUGGCCUCUCUCGUGGGCGCCUUCGGCUCCUCCUUCCUCUACGGGUACAACCUGUCGGUGGUGAAUGCCCCCGCUCAGGAAGUACACUCUGCUGGUCAACAAUGGGUUUGCGAUUUCGGCUGCAUUGCUGAUGGCCUGUUCCCUGCAGGCAGGAGCCUUCGAAAUGCUCAUUGUGGGACGCUUCAUCAUGGGCGUGGAUGGAGCCUUCCAGACUUUCCUGGGCAAAGAGGAUGUCUCCCGAGAGGUGGAGGAGGUCCUGAUGGAGAGCCGCGUGCAGAGGAAUGUCCAGCUGGUGUCCGUGCUGGAGCUGCUCCGGAGUCCCCUCGUGCGCUGGCAGGUCUUCACUGUGGUCAUCACCAUGGCCUGCUACCAGCUCUGCGGUCUCAAUGCGAUUUGGUUCUACACCAAUAGCAUCUUUGAAAAAGCUGGGAUCUCGCCAGAAAAGAUCCCAUACAUCACCUUGAGCACCGGUGGCAUCGAGACUUUGGCCGCUAUCUUCUCUGGCUUGGUCAUCGAGCGCCUGGGACGGAGACCCCUCCUCAUGGGUGGCUUUGGGCUGAUGGCCCUCUUCUUCGGGAUCCUCACCAUCACACUAACGCUGCAGGACAACCUGCAGUGA